This is a messenger RNA of Verticillium nonalfalfae, 2928 nucleotides long. RefSeq names its product putative PKS/NRPS-like protein biosynthetic cluster. Bases 1 to 2928 code for a protein of 975 amino acids. The transcript has 5 exons. Gene Ontology annotation, molecular function: medium-chain fatty acid-CoA ligase activity; phosphopantetheine binding. Gene Ontology annotation, biological process: fatty acid metabolic process. The record is from RefSeq and is a predicted model, not a curated record. Lineage: Eukaryota; Fungi; Ascomycota; Sordariomycetes; Glomerellales; Plectosphaerellaceae.
AUGCUGCAGUUGCUGAGCCAAAAUGAUCGACCUGCCAUUCUCUCUUCCGAUGGCAAGCAAACAAUCUCACACCAAGACCUCUACGAGUUCGUCAAUGACUUCGCUCUACCAAUCGACUGCACCGACCGCAAGCCAGUCAUCGCAAUCGCGCUUCCAAAUGGGCCCCUUCUUGCUGCCGUCUGCAUUGCUGUGUCUGCAUACUACACAGCGGCGCCAAUCGACCCGACGACCGGCCCCGAUGAAUUUCAAGCUGACGUGGUGCAGUCUGGUGCACGCUGCAUCAUGACGACCGAAUCGGACUAUUGUCGCCUCCUUCUCGCUGAGUCCUGGACACAGAACGUCGGUGUGAAAGCGAUCAUGGUGGAUUGGACGGACGACAAGAUCGGACUUCGAGACGGUAAAGGGGCUCGCAUUGACACUGCGGGCCUCCCAAAGCCACAGCCCAAUCAAGCGGAUGAUGUUGCAAUUGUGUUAUCAACAAAUGGGCCCUGGGGCAAAGACGUUCUUCCAUUGACGACCCAGGCCAUGUUAGUCGAAGUCGCUUCUACCAUCGGCACCUGGAGCCUUGGGCCUACUGACAUUGGCGUCAACAUGAUGGCCCUGCAUCAAAUUUGUGGGCUUCUGAAAGUCAUCCUAGCCAAAGGGUCCCGAGCCAAGGCAUCACGUCAGAGCGCGAUUCGUCUGGUUUGUGAUGCGGGUGGCGGACUGCCACCCGCUCUGGCACGUAAGCUUCGAGACACAUUCCGUUGCGAGGUCCGCUCCAACGACGACAUAGCCAUCCAUAAGGAAGACCCACGACGCAUAGUCGAGACCCCCAGUCUCGCGCUAUCAACGGUUCCAGACAAUAGACCACUUCGGAGAGCUGGAACUCUGUCAGUGGCCCCAAGCCAGGUCGAUUACCUUGGCGAUGAUGGAUACUCCUAUGUCAUGGGCCGGAGUAGAGAUGGCAUCACCCGCAGCAAGGAGGUCAUAUCUCCUUUUGAGGUCGAGCGAGCCAUCAUGACAGCAGCGAUGAGCCUGGAGUCACCGAUCUGUGGAAAACUCUCGCAAGCUCUCGUCUUUGCGGUAAAAGACGAAACGCAUGGCGAAACAUUGGGUGUUGUUCUUGUAUCCGCUCCCGAUGCACAGCGCAUCGACGUGUGGACGCUCUAUGGAGCGCUGCACAACCUUUCCCCAUCGAAGCGGCCUGCCCUCAUCGUAUACAUGGACGAUAUGCCGGACAAGAAUCAUCAGAGCUUGCGGCCCCAGCUUGCAGACCGUCUAGGUCUACCUGAACUCACGGCCCAAACACCGUACCUUGCCAAGCAUUGGGAGGCAAGAUGUCCUCCCGCUGGGACAGAAGUCUCAACGCCUAUUCAAUGCAGCAAAUGUGAGCUCGAUCGUGAGGCCAUCACUAUCAUUAUGCGAUCGAUCAUCCCGAGCGGCUAUCAAGCGUGUCUUCGCUUGAGUCCAGAUGACGGUAGUCUGGAGGCUUUUGUCGCCCCCAAAGCUUUCGGCAUGCAGGGUUUGACGGCAGACUGGCCACCGCAUAUCAAGCGCAUGAUGUCGCUUGCUUUGCCUGGAUUCAUGGUCCCGACAAAACUUCACGUUUUACCGGAGCCAUUUGCCGAGGAUCCCUUCGGUGUCGUGGAUGAGGAACUCCUUGACGUUCAUGCUUACCCGAAACCAUCAGUCAAGCCUGUGUCUCCGACGCAGAAGCGUGUUGUCAAGGCCUUUGCCGAUAUUCUCCUGUGGGACUCUGGCAAGAUUGACCCAGACAUGAACUUUUUCAGCAUGGGUGGAGACCGUAUAGCUGCCGAGAAGCUUCUCGCGCAUUUACGCGCUGACUUCGACCUGCACAUGCCAGCCAGUCUUGUGUUCAACCACGGCACUGUGAAGGCAAUUGCAGCAUACGUCGACGCCGCAUCAAAUCAAGCUCCCGAGCCAGAGUUACCUGCCAUUAAAGCCGUCCCGACAAAGACAUACAGCUCCACUAACCCGUUUCUCAUGCUGCUACAGCUACUGCCACUCUGCGUCUUCUAUCCCUUGCGUCGAGCGUGCCAGUGGACAGUCUUUUUGACCGUACUGAGUCGAACACGCUUCUGGAUGACAAACGCCUGGCUCAUGGGCCGCCUCGCAAAUCUUGUUGGCUCUAUCACUGUUGGCUACAUAGUGGUCCAACUCUUCUCGCCUUUCUUCGGGAUUGCCAUGAAAUGGAUCAUCAUUGGCCGUUAUCGAGAAGGCGUAUAUCCAAUGUGGGGAGCAUAUCACACCCGCUGGUGGUUGGUUCAAAAGAUUGUCACUGUAGCCGGUACAGGCUACUUCAACACCAACAACUUUACAAAAGCUAUGUACUGUCGCUUGAUGGGAGCCAAGAUCGGGAAAAAUGUUCAGCUUACGGGAGCUUCAUUGGGCGAGUGGGACCUCCUCGACAUUAGGGACGGCGCCAUCCUUAACAACACGGUAUGCCGACCCUUUGCCGUCGAGGCAAACACAUCCAUGUACCUCGGCCGCAUCGUGAUCGGAGAGAACUCUUGCGUUGCCUCUAUUAUAGCUCCGGGUGCAACAAUAUCACCAGGCACCUGCAUUGGGCUGAACUCGUCCAGCUGGGAGCUUCAUGACGCAGACGAAUCGAAUCGACUGCUGUCGGCGAACCGCGCCCCCGGACCCCACUGGGCUUUGGCAGCGUUUGCCACAUUUCCUCUUUUCACAGUCGCAUGGUUUCUCACACUGACACCGAUGUUCGGAGGCCUCAUGGGCCUCGUCAUCGAGAAGCCACUCGACAGUCACCUUCCGCUCCGCGAUAUUUUAACAUGGUUCCCUUCCAGCCCGAAAGUGGGAUAUCACUAUCUUUCGAUGAUCUUGCGCACACUCGUCAGUUCAUCGGACCUCCGCGCUCGGGAGACUCCCAAGCCCGAGGGGCUCUCCAAAUUUGGCGCUCGUCACUAA